AUGAACAAGGAGAGGCUCAUGAAGAUGGUUGGCGCCGUCCGCACCGGCGGCAAUGGCACCAUGCACCGGAAGAAGAAGGCGGUGCACAACAUGGCGACCACGGAUGACAAGCGGCUGCAGAGCAUGCUCAAGAGGGUGGGCGUCAACACCAUCCCCGCAAUCAAGCAGGUCAACAUCUUCAAGGACGACCUCGUCAUCCAGUUCCUCAACCCCAAAGUGCAAGCCUCCAUCGCGGCAAACACAUGGGUGGUCAGUGGGACUCCCCAGACCAAGAAGCUACAAGAUGUUCUUCCUUCGAUCAUCAACCAAUUGGCUAUGCUACUCCCUCAUCGAGGAACUCCGUUGAGAUAG
Triticum dicoccoides is the source of this 351-nucleotide messenger RNA. Its product is annotated as nascent polypeptide-associated complex subunit beta-like. The record is from RefSeq and is a predicted model, not a curated record. The transcript has 4 exons. Bases 1 to 351 code for a protein of 116 amino acids. NCBI's taxonomy places the organism in Eukaryota, Viridiplantae, Streptophyta, Magnoliopsida, Poales, Poaceae.